GCACCACCUUCUGGUCAUUAUACACCACAACCACCGUACACACCAGCCACCAACGAGGUGAGGACGGAGGAACUCAGUGACAACCUACCUCGCCCUUCUCUUCCACUGCGCCCUCCACCGCCAGCAUGCCUCCUCCCCCAGAUCCCCCCCUGGUCGUCGACAUCCACACCCACAUGUACCCGCCCUCGUACAUCAAACUGCUCUCCUCGCGCACGACCGUCCCCUACAUCUACCAGCCCACCGAGACGCCAGACUCGGAUCCCCGGCUCAUCAUCCUCGCCUCCGACGACGAUCCCUCCCGCCCCAAAUCCUCCCGGGGGAGACCCGUCGACAGCACCUACUCGUCCUUCGACCAGAAGCGAGCCUUUAUGCGCCGGCACGGCAUCUCCUGCAGCGUCAUCAGCCUGGCGAAUCCCUGGCUCGACUUCCUCGACCCGGACACCGCCUUGAAAACGGCCCAGGACAUCAACGACGACCUCGACGGGGCGUGUGCCGAGAACAACAACACUGACUCUCCGUCCCACGAUGCGUUGAAACUCUACGCCUUUGGCUGCCUUCCCUUAUCCGCUCCUGCAAAGGACAUCGUCAGCGAGAUCCACCGGUUAAAGUCGCUCCGUCACGUUACAGGCGUGAUAAUGGGCACGACGGGCUUGGGAAAGGGCUUGGACGACCCGGCAUUGGACGACGUGUACGCGGCACUGUCCUCUACGGCGACCUUGGUCUUCUUGCAUCCGCACUAUGGCCUGCCGGAUUCCGCUUUCGGGGGUCCCGAGGUCGUCGCAAAGUCGGGCCACGUCCUCCCCCUGGCUCUGGGGUUUCCCUUGGAAACUACCAUCGCCGUGUCACGGAUGUACCUCUCGGGUGUCUUCGACCGCCACCCACAGCUUCAGUUCCUCCUGGCUCAUUCAGGCGGCACGCUGCCAUUCCUGGCGGGGAGGAUUGAAUCUUGUGUGGCGCACGAACGGGAGUUCGUCGCCAACGGUGGUCAUCGGCAAGGUCCCCAGCGCUCGAUCUGGGAUGUGCUGCACACCAACAUUUACCUUGAUGCCGUCAUCUAUGGGCAACCCGGACUGAAGGCCGCGAUCGAAGCCGCAGGAAGCGUGGACCGGGUAAUGUUUGGAACGGAUCAUCCUUUCUUUCCACCACUGGGAAAUGACAAGGAGGCGAAGUGGUUGAGCGUGGAGAGUAAUAAAGGCGCAAUUGACGGCUGCUUGCCAGAGGACGAGGCCGCAAAGAGAAAAAUAUUGGGUGGCAAUGCCAUCAGAGUGCUUGGUUUAGACUUAUGAGAUUCUACCUCAAUUCGACGAGAUCGUGUCGUCCGACGGCGCCAGGAGAUUCGCCUGAAAGUCCACAACAUUCUCGUACAUCCGAUCAGACCUAAAUAUCCGACAAGGCGGUUCGAGAGGCUACCAAAAUUGCUCAAACACCCCUCCUCCCAGAUAAGAUAUCCCAGCCCAAGUGCUCCCAAACCUCUCCAAUGAACCAAUCAGGGGAGCACUCUUUCUCCCGGAUUUCCUCCACCAUUUUCGUCAAGUCUGCUUCUCCCUCGUCUCCCUCGUCACGCCUCAGAGAAUUGUAGAAUGUUUCGUCCUCAUCGCCAAACGCACCUCGAAGGAGGGUAUUUUGGAGUGUUUCUUCGAUCCGUCGCCGAAGACUUUUGCCCCGAGCAACAUCUUCCGAGUCGGACUGCUGCAAAGCAAAAAGGAGCUGGGACUUUUCAGACAUGUGUUUCGUGUUUGCAAGCAAAAAUUCCACGGCCCUGCGCAGAAUCCAGAUAAGAUAGGGGCCUUCAAUGACAACUAUUCCUGU
Molecule: messenger RNA, 1809 nt
Organism: Cladophialophora immunda
Lineage: Eukaryota; Fungi; Ascomycota; Eurotiomycetes; Chaetothyriales; Herpotrichiellaceae
Exons: 1
Coding region: 126-1286 (386 amino acids)
Biological process (GO): secondary metabolic process
Cellular component (GO): cytosol; cytoplasm
Molecular function (GO): hydrolase activity; carboxy-lyase activity
Source: RefSeq, a predicted model, not a curated record